UAUAAAAAUAAUAAGCUCUUGUAUUUAGUCCCCAAGAUGUUUGACGUAUUUCAAAAUGUCCUGUUUGGGAAAAAGAAAUCAAAUGCUGAUACAGAAAAAGAAAAAUCAAAUUCGGAUGAUUUUGUGAUGAUAGGCCCAACAUCAAAUGAGCAAGGCCCAGCCAGAGAACCAGAGCUAAAUCCUCUUGAACGAAAUCCUCCAAAAAAUCCAUUUGGUGAAAGUUUUCUUCCUGACUACAUACCUGAAGCCUCACCAAAGAAAGAGGAAGUGUAUCAUCCUAUCAUGCCUCUACAAGACGUGCCAUUCUCUAUUAAUCCAAGUUUAUAUGCAUCAUCUAAAUUAGACCAGAUAUGGAAGACAGUCGCUCAAAGUAUAUCUGCCAUUGAAAGCUCAAAACCUUUUGAAGAAUUUUACGAUUUCUCUCUAGAAAAAUCAGUUAUUUCGGAAACUGCUAAUAAGUAAAACUUCCCAUAUGCUAUGUGCACCAAAAUAUAUAAGAACUUUUUUAAAGAUGGAUUCUUAAUGUACAUUUUUAUUAAUAUUUUAAGAAUUUAACAAGUGUGCUAUUUUUUUUUCUUUAAGUUCAUUAAAAAGGUAUUUGAUAUAGUAUACAUGUGAAAAGAAUAACAUGAAAAUAUUUAACACAUAUUACAGUGUUUUGUGAUGACUGCAGAUAAAGCAUUUUGCAGUUUUUGUUUAUUUAUAACAUGCUUUUCUUUCAUUAUUUCAUAUAUAAGAUGAACUUAUCAACUUAAACUAUAUGAUUAAGAAUGUGUAUAUUUGAAUUGAUUUGCAAUGCAUUAUUUCAGAUUUGUUAAUACCAGUGACUGUUAUUGAAUCAAAUUUAUCUUUAUAUGUGUCUUCUUCAGCAUUAAACUUUGUGUUUUGUUACA
Argiope bruennichi is the source of this 893-nucleotide messenger RNA. RefSeq lists its product as uncharacterized. The transcript has 3 exons. Bases 37 to 462 code for a protein of 141 amino acids. The record is from RefSeq and is a predicted model, not a curated record. NCBI's taxonomy places the organism in Eukaryota, Metazoa, Arthropoda, Arachnida, Araneae, Araneidae.